This is a messenger RNA of Ipomoea triloba (trilobed morning glory), 1574 nucleotides long. RefSeq names its product ALA-interacting subunit 3. Lineage: Eukaryota; Viridiplantae; Streptophyta; Magnoliopsida; Solanales; Convolvulaceae. The record is from RefSeq and is a predicted model, not a curated record. The transcript has 8 exons. Bases 326 to 1375 code for a protein of 349 amino acids. Gene Ontology annotation, cellular component: plasma membrane; endoplasmic reticulum; Golgi apparatus.
CCUGCGGCCGGCGGCCCCAUCUACUCCUCUACCGGUCUUCCUUUUUUAUCCUCACAGCAGCCGCGGGCGGAAAGAGAGAGAGAGCACUCGUUGAAGACUUUCCCUCUUUUCAAUUCUCGACUUAGAUCUAGAAGUGCCAGAAGAAGAACACGAAGAAUCAGAGACGACUUUUCAAACUCAAACUCUCUUUAAGAAUAAAGCAGAACCCAAUUGGCAGCAAUUCCGAACCAUUCUCUUCUUCUAAUUCUUCCACAAUUUGAUCGAACCAAAAAAACAUCUACCUGAUAUUUGCAGUUUAGAUUUCUGAGACGAAGAAAUUCGAGUGAUGAGCUCCAACGCUCCCUCAUCCAGCUCCGGCGCCCCCGGAUCCGCCGAUAAUUCUGCAACCAGAAGAAUUUCCAGGCGACCCAAGUAUUCAAGGUUUACGCAACAGGAACUUCCUGCUUGCAAACCAAUAUUAACACCAAAGUGGGUUAUCUUAGCUUUUCUGCUAGUCAGUGUUGUCUUCAUUCCCAUUGGACUUGUUUCCUUGCUUGCUUCUCGGGAUGUUGUUGAGAUUGUUGAUCGUUAUGAGGCCGACUGCAUACCAAGCAAUUAUUCAGGAAAUGAAGUUCAGUUUAUACAAAGCAAUCUAAAUAAAAACUGCCCUCGUAUCCUGAGAGUACCGAAGCAUAUGAAGCAGCCUAUUUACGUGUAUUACCAACUUGACAACUUCUAUCAAAAUCAUCGCAGGUAUGUGAAGAGCCGAAGUGAUCAGCAAUUGAAGGAUAGAAGCAGCGAGGAUGAAACUAGUUCUUGCGAGCCUGAAGAUAAAGUCAAUGGGACUGUCAUAGUUCCCUGUGGCCUUAUAGCCUGGAGUUUGUUUAAUGAUACUUACAGCUUUACCCGCAACAAUGUACAGCUGACUGUAAACAAAACUGGAAUAUCAUGGAAGAGUGACAGGGAUCACAAGUUUGGCAAAGACGUCUAUCCAAAGAACUUUCAGAAUGGGUCUCUGAUUGGGGGUGGGACGCUUGACCCAGAGAAGCCGUUGAGUCAGCAGGAGGACCUUAUUGUUUGGAUGCGAACUGCUGCUCUUCCAACGUUUAGGAAGCUAUAUGGGAAGAUAGAGGUGGAUCUUAAUGUGAAUGACGUCAUUAAUGUCACAGUCGGGAAUUAUUACAAUACCUACAGUUUCAAUGGCAAGAAGAAACUUGUGCUUUCUACCACUAGCUGGCUGGGUGGAAAAAAUGAUUUUCUGGGUAUUGCGUACCUUACUGUUGGUGGCUUGUGCUUCUUUUUGGCUAUGGUUUUCACUGUGAUAUAUCUAGUUAAGCCAAGGCAACUUGGUGAUCCAUCUUAUCUGUCAUGGAACCGGAACCCAGGCGGUCACUAGCAGGCUCAUAAGGUGUGCAUUGCCUUGAGCUAUCUGUGAUUGAUUAAAGAGGAUGGAAGCUUGUAUUGAUAUUUUGGAACCAGCUAUGUACAAAGUGGUUGAAAUGUUAAAGAGAUUGAGUUUGUUAUGUACUUAAUGCCAGGCAUUACAAUUAACUAUUAAGGAGCAUAUUAUGUUUGAUAAAUUCAUCUUUCCAUUU